ACUAAACGGCACAUCCCUAGUGUGCGGUAGUCCAGCCGCGAGAGUAAAAACAGCUGAUGGGUAGAAUUGGGCACCUAUUGGAAUUUUAGUUUGAAAAUGAUUUAAGCACGAGCGCACACUUAAAUUUUACGUUUAAUUGUGCCACAUUGUGCGCGCCAACGGAAAUAAUGUUUAAACGGACGUUCAAAGUGGUUUAUCGGCCGAUUAGAAACAAUUUUUUGCUACUACCUGAUCAAUACUACGGUGUCGUUUCAACUUACGAUACUGGCUGCCUGAGUCUUCAGUACAAUGGUCGUGUGCAUUACGCUUCAUGGGCGCCGCAGGCGGGCGGCGGUGGCAUCAAAGACACCGAAAUUGGGAUCAAUGCCAGGGCGGCCAAGGAGCUCGGUCUGCAUGAGAAUGAUUUGGUCAAGUGCGCCCUCAUCGCUGACGUUCUAAAUCUGCGCAGCGUUCACGUCACGCCCGUCUCGGCCAAAGAUUGGGAGAUCAUUGAGCUAAGUACAGAGAAAAUAUCUGGAAGCGUACUGGAACAAACGCGUAUUGUAAACUCGUCACAAAUCUUGCUAGUUUGGAUUAACAAGUCGAUGCAAGUGGCGCUGACAGUGGACCGGCUAAAGCCGCACAUAAGCUAUGGACGUCUGGAUCACAAUACGCAGCUGGUUGUGGCGCCAAAUCUGUUCCAAGGUCUGAUCAAUGGCGAUGACAAUGAGAACGCUGAGGAAAAUAAGAAAUUGUCACGCAGCAAGACUAGUGCGCAAGUGCGGGACGAAGUGCCAACGUCGCCUCCAGCGCUCGUUCACUCCGCAACGAUGGGCAAUGUGAAGAACACUUUGCAACGUAACAAGCGCCAGGAUCAUAUGGAGCGUUUGAAGAAGGAUUUGCGACGCGAGAGUUCGCGUGCCUUUGAGUUUCGGGUCAUACGUGGAUUGUGGCAUGAGCAGGCACAGGAAUCGGACGUGUACAUAACCCAAUCGCAUUUGCCCGAAUUCAUGGAUCUGGAGCAGUUCUACAGUAUGCGCACUGCUGGCGAGAAGGAGUACUACGUGCGUGUGCGUCUGGCCAGCGAUGAUGACGAUGAUGAGUUGCCAGCUACCAUUCAUCCCUCCAUCGAGCUAAAUGCGAAUCUGAUGAAGCUAUUGAACAUUAAGGAACUGGAGCGAGUUGUCUUGCGGCCUAAGACAACCGUUAUGAACUUUGUGGAAAAGAUUGAGUUGUUUGCGCACAAGAAGACGCAUUACAAGAUCAUUGAGAAUGCAUUUAAGCGGUUCGUAAUCGAUAGAACACGAAAGGCGCCAGUGUUGUUCAAUCAGGAGGAAGUAGUCCGCCUGGAGGACGAUCUGCUGGUCACAGUGGGCAUAUUGCCAGAACACUUUCGCUAUUGUGUAGUGGAUGCACAGUUCCUAAAGGAAUCGAAAAUCUAUGCUGCCGACUUAGUGCGUCCUGUGCAUGAAAUUAUCAAGGAGCAACCGCCGGCAGUUUCGCCACUGAGUGUCAAGGACUUGAUACGACUGCCAGAAUACGACAAGAUUCUAGAUCAAGUAGUCAGUGAGCUGCGCAUGAAUCUGUGCCUCAACUCCCAGAACUCAGUGCUGCGCCAGGGAAAUGUGCUUCUGACUGGUGCCGCUGGCACUGGCAAAACGGUCCUCGUGGAGCGCAUACUGGAGCAGUUGUCGGGCAACCCGGACUACUGCUACUUUGAUAUCUUCUACUGUUCGCGCAGCAAAGGACGCAAAACGGAGUCCAUACAAAAGGACUUGCGUAACAUAUUCACCAACUGCCUUCUGCAUGCACCGGCUAUUGUGGUCCUGGAGAAUCUAGAUGUGCUAGCCCAUGCUGCGGCAGAGCAGUCGAGCCAGGACGGCGAGUACUUUAACCGCAUGGCAGACACUGUGCAUCAGCUUAUCAUGCAGUAUACUAGCAGCAAUGCCAUUGCUGUCAUUGCCACAGUCAGUGAACUGCAGACGUUGAACAAGCGGCUCAGCGCGCCACGUGGUCGGCAUCUGUUCCAAACAAUUGCGCGGCUGCCCAGCUUAGAGCGCGCCGAUCGUGAGAUUAUACUGCGCGAACUAUGCAGUCAUAUCGCAACCAAGGAAUUGGAUGUGGUCAAGUUCUCUAAUCUAACGGAGGGCUAUCGGAAAUGCGAUCUUGUGCAGUUUGUGGAACGCGCCAUUUUCUACGCUUAUCGCAUUAGCAAAUCACAGCCGCUGCUUACUAACGAGGAGCUCAUAGAAUCCCUAGAGCACACGAAUUCCUACUGCCUGCAGGGCAUUCAAAGCAAUCAAAAGACUGGCGCCGAAACUAACACCAAUGAAAUGCGCGUGGAGGACCUACCUGGACUGGAAGCCGUGGUCAGCGUGCUCGAAGAGGUGCUCAUGUGGCCAUCAACGUAUCCCAGUAUCUUCAGCUGCUCGCCUUUGCGUAACCAGGCUGGCGUGCUCCUUUAUGGGCCACCGGGCACGGGUAAAACGUUUUUGGUGUCUCAGCUGGCUAGCAGCUGGAGUCUGCGUAUUAUAUCGGUGAAGGGUCCUGAGUUGCUGGCCAAGUACAUUGGCCAAAGCGAGGAGAAUGUACGCAAUCUGUUUAACAGGGCGCGUAGCGCCAAGCCGUGCGUUCUCUUCUUCGAUGAGUUUGACAGUUUGGCCCCGAAGCGUGGCCACGACUCCACGGGCGUGACAGAUCGUGUGGUCAACCAGUUGCUCACCGAGCUGGAUGGCGUGGAGGGACUGCAGGGCGUUACUGUCAUAGCAGCUACAUCGCGACCUGAACUGCUCGAUCCAGCGCUGCUGCGCUCGGGACGCAUUGAUCGCCUUGUAGAAUGCCCACUGCCGGAUGCAGUGGCGCGCGUUAGCAUCUUUGAGGCACUGAGCUCGACGUUGAAUCUGGAUGAAUGCGUCGACUUUGAUUGGUUUGCGGGCAGAACACAAAACUACACUGGCGCCGAUAUACAGAGCAUUCUGACCUCGGCGAACAUGGCAGCGGUUAAGCAGGCGCUGGCACAAUUCGGACAUGAGAAGCUGCCAAAGAAAAUUUUAGUGAAGCAAAAACAUCUCAUCGAAUCCUAUCAAUCGACUCGCCCAUCGCUCAGCGCCGCCGACGUAUCCAAAUACAAGAAAACAUACGCUCGCUUUACUAACAAGGAGAAGAGCUCCAGGGAAUUUGUGGCCAAGCGAGCCACAUUGGCAUAGACUAACCGAAGCUCAAGGGAGAUAAUUAUAAGGUUGAAGUUCGGUUAUAUAGAAUGCGAUUUUGGCGUGUUUAU
Messenger RNA from Drosophila hydei, 3259 nucleotides. RefSeq names its product peroxisome biogenesis factor 1 (gene Pex1). Gene Ontology annotation, cellular component: peroxisome; peroxisomal membrane; cytosol. The transcript has 9 exons. Gene Ontology annotation, biological process: protein import into peroxisome matrix. Lineage: Eukaryota; Metazoa; Arthropoda; Insecta; Diptera; Drosophilidae. Gene Ontology annotation, molecular function: ATP binding; ATP hydrolysis activity. Bases 168 to 3185 code for a protein of 1005 amino acids. The record is from RefSeq and is a predicted model, not a curated record.